UAUUGCAAGGAAGCCGUGCUGUGGAGGCAACUUUUCAGUGAGCACGUCUUACCAUUCUACGGCGUGUACUGCUGGCCCGAAAGACCGUCCUUCGUGUGCCUCGUGUCGCCAUGGAUGGAAAAUGGAAAUAUCGUUGACUUCCUCAAAAUAUACCCAGACGCAAAUCGACGUUCUCUGGUGAUGGAUGUGGCUCGUGGUCUCAGAUAUCUACACUCCUUCAACCCCCCGGUGGUUCAUGGCGACUUGAAAGGCAACAACAUCCUAAUCACUCCAUCUCGCCGGGCGUGUGUGGCAGACUUCGGCCUCUGCACGCUUGUAUCAGAAUCUGUAGCGCAAUCCGCUACGACUUCAAACGGAAUGGGUGCCCUAAUAUACAAGGCUCCCGAAUUACUGGAUUCUGCUAAAAGCGAGUCGAAUAUGAAAACCUUGAAAAGCGAUAUUUACGCAUUCGCCUGUGUGUGCUACGAGAUUUUUGAUGGCCAUCCACGAUUCUCUGAAAUGAGUGUUCCUCAACUCAUUACGGCUGUUGUCAACGACGAGCGACCUUCUCGGCCUGUGGCACUCCAGUUGGAUGACGAUAUGUGGAACCUCAUGAACCAAUGCUGGCAAAAGAAUUCUGCAUCUCGCCCUUGUGCAAUAGACAUUGUCCAAUGUUUGCAAUCUAUGGACACGAAUGCAGGAGGUACGUCACCCGUAGAGCUCAAUCCUGACCCCAGCCUAAGACCUGCCGUCGAGGUCCCCGACGAAGGCUCUGAAUCACAAGCACACACCAUCCCUUCUAUAACUGGGCAAAGGGUAUCUCUGAUGCCGCACAGGUUAAUCAUUGAUCCUAUUAACCCAGACACGAACUCAAACUCUAACCCGACGGAAGAAAAUGAUUCAAGAGAAACCUUGGCAGACGAUCCAAGUGAACAAGUAAUGGGUUCGACCGGGACAGGGAAGAGUUCGUUCAUCAACGCCGCAACACGAAGCGAGUGUGCCAGGGUUGGCCACGACAUGGAGUCAUGCACUCAGGGUGUUACUUCUUUUGCUUACCCUCAUCCCGAUGGAAGUGGGCGCAACGUGGUGUUUGUGGAUACCCCUGGAUUUGACGAUAGUGUGAGAACAGAUCAUGAAGUUCUUAAAGAAAUUGCUGCGUGGUUGAAGAAAACCUACAAGGAACGCGUCACCUUGAGCGGCAUCCUAUUCUUUCAUCGAAUUACAGAGAGCCGAAUGCGUGGGACACCCUUGAGGAACUUGUCAGUGUUCAAGGAGUUGUGUGGUACGAACGCACUUGAAAACGUCAUCUUGACCACGACUAUGUGGGACGAAGUUCUCGAACAUAUUGGAUCACAGCGGGAACAACAGCUGAAGACGCAAUUUUGGCAGGAAAUGAUGUCGCAUGGAUCCCGAACAGCCAGAUUCACCGCUUCCUUUGAUUCGGCAUGGGAGAUCGUCAAGCAUUUUGACGCCACAACUCCUCGACCCGUCCAGUUGCAAAAAGAAAUGGUAGACGAAGGAAAAGCGCUUUCCGAAACGUCAGCAUAUGCUGUUUUGACACGCUGGUGGACACAGCUCGUUGCUCAUUUCCGACAAUUGCUUCGGAAGACCUCUCGGUCGUCGAGUAAUAGGCGCGCAGUUCAACGCCAACUCACUGAGGCAGUGCGUCAGCACACAGCGCUUCAAGAUGAUGAACGAUCAGUGAGCUCAUCUAUGAGCUCGUUCAGUGCCAUUGCUAGUGUAAUAAGUUCGUCGUAUCACCGUUUGAUGAAUUAG
Molecule: messenger RNA, 1755 nt
Organism: Suillus paluster
Lineage: Eukaryota; Fungi; Basidiomycota; Agaricomycetes; Boletales; Suillaceae
Product: kinase-like domain-containing protein
Exons: 8
Biological process (GO): protein phosphorylation
Molecular function (GO): GTP binding; protein kinase activity; ATP binding
Source: RefSeq, a predicted model, not a curated record